AUGUACUUCCCGGAAAGAGGAGGCUCUACCCCCAACAACCUCAUAUCGCUUACAAUCAGAUUUUGUUCAAAUCUGAGGCGGUUGCCAUUUUUUGAUCAGAAUAGUCAAACCCUUAGUGAGCUCACAAUAUAUGAUUGUCCACGUAUUAUGACGUCCUUUCAUCAAGGGAAUUGGAAUUUGCCCCCCAACCUAAUCAAACUUACUAUUGGUGAUAAUGGGAAAUUAGAGAAGCCCUUGUCGGAGUGGGAUCUGCAAAGACUCACCUCUCUUCGACAUUUCGAAAUUCGUGGUGGAUAUCCAGAGCUGGUCUCCUUUCAUCCUCCUGAUCUGCUUCCUUCAACUCUAACCUCAUUAUGGAUCGAGAAGCUGCCGAAUCUGGAAUCCAUACCAUUGAAGGCCCUCCAAAAUCUCACCACUCUUCAACAUCUAGCCAUCUCUCACUGCCCUAAGCUUCGAUCCUUGCCAAAGGAAGGCCUGCCUUCCACACUUCUAAGUCUUCAGUUGGUUCGUUGUCCACAUCUUAGAGAACGAUGCCAAGGUGACUACUGGCCCAACAUUGCCCACAUCCCCUACGUCAAUUUAGAUGCCCUGUUCCCCCAACAUAUUUAG
Molecule: messenger RNA, 609 nt
Organism: Cornus florida
Lineage: Eukaryota; Viridiplantae; Streptophyta; Magnoliopsida; Cornales; Cornaceae
Product: putative disease resistance protein RGA1
Exons: 1
Coding region: 1-609 (202 amino acids)
Source: RefSeq, a predicted model, not a curated record